AUGAAUGCUGACAGUAGAAAUAACAGUCGCGGUAUGAGAUCCAAAUCGUUACAAGAUUUGCCUGAAGCCAGUACAAGUGCAGCUGCGCCUACACGUAAAAGACGUAUGCCGAGAUUUUCUUUACGCCGACUUUUGUAUUCAAAUACAUUUUUGGCUAGACACUUGGGAAGUUCACAAAAUGGCAAACGUCGAACUAUUAUUACUGGUGGUCCUAGUGUAGCAGAUGUAACUGAUUUUGAAAAAGCUCCUUUGGGGUUUGGACAAAAUUACUCAGACCCUAAAAAGGUUACUCCAUUAAGUAACAUAAAAAUUGUUGUUCCAGUUGAUGGUCUGUUAGAGUGUCCAUUAUGUCUAGCCAAAUUUGAUGAAAAUUAUUUUGCCAAACUGUCAACUUGUAAUCAUCGUUCCUGUUUUGACUGUUUUCAACAAUAUUUACGUAUAGAAAUAUGUGAAUCACGUGUAAACAUCACCUGUCCAGAGUGUACUGAGGCUAUGCAUCCAAAUGACAUACAAAGUGUGCUCAAUAAUCUAGCCCUUUAUGAAAAAUAUGAAGACUUUAUGGUACGGAGGGUGUUAGCAGUUGAUCCUGAUACUAGAUACUGCCCUUCACCUGACUGCAGUUAUGCUGUGAUAGCGGCGGGUUGUGCCAGUUGCCCAAAAAUAAAAUGUGAGCGUCCUGGUUGUGAUUCAUACUUUUGUUACCAUUGCAAAGCUGCGUGGCAUCCUAAUCAAACAUGUGAUUCCGCUAGAGCAAAACGAUCAUCUAAUAUGAGAACCUCAUCUUUAACAUUUAGUACAGAUUCACAGUCACGUGAAGACAUUAAGCCAUGUCCUCGUUGCCAGGUUUUAAUUGUGAAAAUGGACGAUGGAUCAUGCAAUCAUAUGACAUGUGCAGUUUGUGGAGCAGAAUUUUGUUGGCUAUGUAUGAAAGUAGUUAGUGAUUUACAUUAUCUUAGUCCUUCAGGUUGUACUUUUUGGGGUAAAAAACCUUGGUCCAGAAAGAAAAAACUUUUAUGGCAAUUAGGUACAUUGGUAGGAGCUCCAGCUGGUAUUGGUCUAAUCGCAGGAAUUGCUAUACCUGCAAUAAUUAUCGGUGUACCUGUUUGGACUGGACGUAAAAUGUAUACUCGUUACAGACAUUCAAGUCGAUUAAAACGAAAUUUUGCAAUUGCCGGUGGGGUAUUAGCUGCAGUGAGUAUUUACUUCUCAAUUAUUAUUUUUUAG
This is a messenger RNA of Macrosiphum euphorbiae (potato aphid), 1224 nucleotides long. The record is from the annotation of a GenBank genome assembly. NCBI's taxonomy places the organism in Eukaryota, Metazoa, Arthropoda, Insecta, Hemiptera, Aphididae.